AUGAAUCCAACAGCCACAACGGCAGCCACACUUUCUUUCGACUUUUCGGCUUCCAGUAGCCAACCGGAAGCCAACGAUCAUCUACAGCGGUUGGCUGCCAUGACUCAAGGUGUUGGAAAGGAUGAUUCUGAUCAUUCAGUCGCUCCAUCAACUGAUGCUUUAUACUCAGCUGGAGCCGCAGCCUAUAUGCCCGGAUAUGCUGGUUGGCCAAAUUACUACCAGCAAUUUGGUCAACCAGCUUUAGCCCCUGCAGCAUUUCCUCCUUGGCCAACACAAUGCUACGCAACUCCACACUGGCCCAAUUACGCGGCUUCGAAGAAGGGUCGACAAACCUAUCAGCGAUACCAGACGUCAGUGUUAGAGCAGAAGUUCCAGCAGUCAAGUUAUGUGUCGAAGAAACAGCGAGAGGAGCUACGUCUUCAAACUAACUUAACGGAUCGACAAAUCAAAAUUUGGUUUCAAAAUAGAAGAAUGAAAGCCAAGAAAGAGAAGCAACGGAUCGAUGAUCAUGUAGAUAGUCACUCAACCCCUUUAUUGGCUCCUAACCCACCAUCUAAGAAUUCCGGUGGUGGUUCGGCUCCCGGAUCACAAUCAGGAAUGCUUGUAGAUGAUGACAGCACACACAAAAAAUGGUUAGAAUCUUCUGUUGUAGCUAGUUCAGCACCCCCACCUUCCGCAGUAUGGCCUGGUUUACCCCAUCCCACAGCGAGCAUGUUGGGCCUACAGGGACAAGGCCAACAAGCUCCUGGUCAGCCACAAAACCAACACACAUAUUAUUGUCCGCCAUAA
Messenger RNA from Auanema sp. JU1783, 789 nucleotides. Lineage: Eukaryota; Metazoa; Nematoda; Chromadorea; Rhabditida; Rhabditidae. The record is from the annotation of a GenBank genome assembly.